CUUGGGAAGAUUGGAAUUCACAGAAGAGGCAUUGUAUAGGCAUUGUAGGCUUAACUUGGAAGAGGCAAGAAUCAGCAGAAGAAAAGUUUUGUUGCAAAACUAGUUACAGAUAUGGAAGGUGCCAUUAAAACAGUUGUUAUGCAGUACCUGUCUUCAGCACGGGGAAAGGAGAGUCUGGGUGGGAAGAACUUCCAGAAGUUAGUCCAGAGUCAGCUGGGCAGCAUCCUGAGUGACACUGACAGUUCCUCAGCAGUGAAGGAUAUGAUGAAAGGACUGGAUGACAACCAGGAUGGGAAAGUGAGUUUCCAGGAGUACCUGACGCUGGUGGGCUACCUGGCGAACUCAAUGAGUGAGCAGAAAACCACAGCCAAUGGUGCAGAACCAGCCCCAAAACACUGAUGACAGUUGAUUACACUGACACUAAUUUGUAAUGCUGGAGUAUUACACCAGUAAUCGUGGUAAAUAAGGGAGAAUAGGGCUAGUUGUCACACUUUUUACUUACUAAAUUGUAAAAGUCUGUAUUGCACAUGUGUGUUUUUGCCAACACACAAUGUAUUGAUAAAUUGUGUGAAAUUACAA
Messenger RNA from Rhinichthys klamathensis goyatoka, 579 nucleotides. RefSeq lists its product as uncharacterized. The coding region runs from base 112 to 399 and encodes 95 amino acids. Gene Ontology annotation, cellular component: perinuclear region of cytoplasm. The transcript is spliced from 3 exons. The record is from RefSeq and is a predicted model, not a curated record. Gene Ontology annotation, molecular function: calcium ion binding. NCBI's taxonomy places the organism in Eukaryota, Metazoa, Chordata, Actinopteri, Cypriniformes, Leuciscidae.